Molecule: messenger RNA, 1539 nt
Organism: Mytilus californianus (California mussel)
Lineage: Eukaryota; Metazoa; Mollusca; Bivalvia; Mytilida; Mytilidae
Product: sacsin-like
Exons: 3
Coding region: 1-1539 (512 amino acids)
Source: RefSeq, a predicted model, not a curated record
AUGUGUUUAUGGACGUUUAAAGUAAGAAAAAGUGUUCUAGAUUUUCUGUUGCUGAACAAGGAAAACAUAGUUGACAGCGAGGAGAAAAUCUUGUUUGCUAUUGAACGUAAAGGAAUAGAGAUUGUGACUAUAACAGGAAAAUUGGUUGCUGCAGCAGCUCUCAUGAACAUACCAUACCUAAACAGUUUGCCAGAAUCAGGCAAAAUGAACAUUUUACAGUUUUUGCUUGCCUGUGAAGACCAGAGCAUUCUACAAGGUGUUCCAUUGCUCCCUCUGCACAAUGAAUGCUUUGCUGAAUUUGACCGUACCUCCAACGACAUAGUGUAUGUGAGUCAGAAUGUCAUCGAACUAUUUCCUGGACUUGAAGAAAAAUUCAUGAAACAAGAUCUUCAAAAGAAAAUAUAUGACAAUCUUCUAAAUAUUUGCAAAAUAGGUUUAUUUCAGUUGCAGGAGUUCUCAAAGUCAACAGAUAAAGAAAUAGCUGGUCUACUACGAACAACAUUACAGAAAAAUAUUGGAACAACAAUAGGAGAAAGGCUUGUUUGGAAAACGACCAACAAAAGAACAAACGAAACAUGGCUGAAAAAAGUUUGGAAAUUCCUGAAGGACCGAAAGUUUGACCUCGGUUUCUUAAGAGAUCUAUUUAUGGUGCCAAUCAUCAGUGACGAUACCUUGUUGCUAGAUGAUACAAAAGAAACGAUACUAUGUAAGUUAUCGAAUCAGUUUAUCAUCAAAUCAUCUAAAGACUUUAAAGAGCUACCAGAUGGUGUAUGUAGAUGUCUCAGUUUGUUGGAUAUUGUUAUACUGCCUGCGCUGUGGGGAGAGAUCUCAGAACUUCCAGCUAUCGACCAAUAUGUCUUCAAACCGACAGGCUAUAAUGUAUGUCGACUUUUAGAGGCUGUUAGUGUUAACAGUUGUCGUGAUGAACUCAUUAAAGCUUUCAAUCAGGAAUGCACAGCAGCUGAUAGAGAUGAUUUUGUGUCAUUUAUGUCUGUUAUUGAAUCGAUACCUUGCAGAGCGGCGGAAAUACUUUCUUCACUGUAUCUCUUUACCGAGCGCCUCACAAGCCGUUUUGUUUCAAGAAACGAAUUGGCGCUAAUAGUUCAUACAGAAGAUCUAUCAGUACAAUACUUUGUUGAAAACAUCGAUGCAAGAAACAAACCACAUUAUAAUCUAGCCGUUGCAUUACAGAUGGACGAAAUUGAUUUCAACAGUGCAGUGGUGAAUAUUUUAAAGUAUUUAGAAAACGACAUUGGUUGUUAUUCAGAAAUUGAUCAGAGGAAUGUUCUCCAGCACGCACUGACGCAUUUGAAAGGGUUUCCAAAUAAACUACAUGGAUGUAUUUUGGAAGUUUGUAAACAUAUUCGAUUUGUAUAUGACCAUGAGGGGAGACGAAAAUGUGCAAUUGAAUAUUUUGAUCCAGAAGACGAAGGUUUAAAACUAAUCCUUGUGGAAGAAGACUUUCCAGAUGUGAAGAAGACUAAUAUUGAUUUGAAAUAUUUAAGAAAAUUAGGACUCAAAUUCGAGUAUUACCGUUAG